This is a messenger RNA of Conger conger (European conger), 4201 nucleotides long. RefSeq names its product NEDD4 family-interacting protein 2-like. Gene Ontology annotation, molecular function: WW domain binding. The transcript is spliced from 8 exons. Gene Ontology annotation, cellular component: perinuclear region of cytoplasm; endoplasmic reticulum; Golgi apparatus. The coding region runs from base 240 to 947 and encodes 235 amino acids. NCBI's taxonomy places the organism in Eukaryota, Metazoa, Chordata, Actinopteri, Anguilliformes, Congridae. Gene Ontology annotation, biological process: ubiquitin-dependent protein catabolic process; metal ion transport; positive regulation of protein ubiquitination. The record is from RefSeq and is a predicted model, not a curated record.
UACAGAUCAGUGUAUCCUUGCAGACUUAAGAGCCCACCCACAGAGGGGAAAAAAGUCCGUGUUUUCGAUGGCGUUUAUAUAAUGCGUGAAUAUAAAUAAAAGCGGACGGUUAGUAUAUUGUGAGAAAUCCAGUUUUAUUGGCAGUUCGAGCUACGUACGAAAUAUUAACCGACCACCAGAUAGGAGGACGUCGUUGAGGUAGUUAGCUUGGUAGCUAUUUCGCUAGGCUACUUGACAAAAUGGAACAUCACCAGGCAGCGAGUCGAUAUCAAGUGUUGCACAAUGAGGACGACCCCUCCGAAGGGGCCUCUAGUACUGACACCCCCUCCUGCACCCAGGAGGACACUCUUGCAGAACGUGGUGUGCCAGUGGACCCCGAGGCCCCACCUCCACCAUAUGCCAGCGUUGCACUGGGAGCCAGUGCACCUCCAGAAAAUGGCUUUCAGUGUGAGUUCCCUGUGCCACCCCCAUACAGUGUUGCUACCUCCUUACCCACCUAUGAUGAAGCAGAGAAUGCCAAAGCUGCAGCCAUGGCAACUACCACAGUGGGGGUGGUGCAGCGGGAGGAUGUUUUUCCACCUCGAGAAGACUUUAGUGAUGCUGAUCAGUUGAGAAUUGGCAACGAUGGAAUAUUCAUGUUGGCCUUCUUCAUGGCCUUUCUUUUCAACUGGAUUGGGUUCUGCCUGUCUUUCUGCCUGACCAACACUAUCGCAGGCAGAUACGGCGCCAUCUGUGGGUUUGGGCUCUCCCUUAUCAAGUGGAUCCUGAUCGUCAGGUUUUCUGAUUAUUUCAAUGGAUAUUUCAACGGACAGUAUUGGCUGUGGUGGAUAUUCCUCAUUCUUGGUCUCCUGCUCUUCUUCAGAGGUUUUGUGAGUUAUCUGAAAGUGCGCAACAUGUCUGAGAGUAUGGCUACAUCUCACAGAGCACGUUUCUUCUUCCUGUAUUAGAGGCUGUGGCACCUGUGAUUUCUCCUAACAAUCAACUUUCCCUGUGAUUUCAUCAUCUACAUUGUCUGCCAAAAAUGUACUCAAGGCCACUGGAACAGAAAGCAUUCACAUGUACAAUAACAUUUUGCUCAUUGAGUGAGUACAUGUAAUGCAGUUACAGUCUGUAAGUACAGUCUGUAAGUAUUUGGGCAGUGGUACAAUUUCUGUUAUUUUGCCUCUGUACUCCACCACAUUGGAUUUGUAAUUAAACCAUUAAUAUGUGGUUAAAGUGCAGACUGUCACUUAUGUGUAAGACAGGAUGUAAUCCCUUCAUGGAUUGCCAGAUAUGGAUGUAAAUACCCUCAAAUUAAUGAUGACAAUCUGCCUCUUAACCUCAUAUUCAUUGUUUCAAUUCAAAUCCAAUGUACUGAAGUCAAAAAUACUUACGGACUGCGCUGUAUUUGAUUGAUAUUUGGUUCUGCUAUUUGGUUCUGCUUAAUUCAUAUGAAUUACCAAAUCUAUGGAAGGUACAGGAACUGUACUGUUUAAUACCACAUUUUUCUUCACAUACUUAAUUCCCUAUUCCAUAUGAGAAUUGCCUGGUCAUGGUUCAAUAAUUGACUACUGAGUUUUCAGUUUUGGCUUUAAACAAUUCUCUUCUGUGAGUUCUUUUUUUAAAAAUAUUUAUUUUAUUGUGGGUAUGUAUGUUAAUUGAUCAUUGAGCCAAACUCGCAAGCUGCUUACGGGCUUCCGACAAUUUAUGCCAACCAAUGAGUGGACUAUUUGCAAAAAUGUUUUUAUUUUCUUUCUUAGUUGUGACUGGUUUGCACAAGUAGGAUAUCCAUGUCUAGCUUUUUCAGUCAGUUUUGGAAUUAAGCUUUUUAUUGCAUUUUAUUGGCCUUGUGCAAUGAAAAAUUUAUAAUGUUUUUAAAAAUAUCUUUACAGAUCCACAAAAGCAUAAAUAUACAUGGAAAUUUGACAUUCAGCCAAUGUGUAAAAAAAAAAAAAACGGCUUAGAAUAGUCGUGUCCCAAAACAUAGGGCUAUCGUACUGUAACUUAUCUUCAUAGCUAUAUCCAUGUGUUAUGCAGUGCUAGUUGUAGAAUGAACAAACAUAGUAAUGCUAGCUGGAUAUUUAACAGGUCAGUAAAUGCAACUUGUAAUGAUACAUUUGUUUAGAAAAGAUAAGUGCUUACAGCAGUAUAUUUGCAUGUGAGCAAGCUGUCUAUUUUAAUCAAAGCAAUGGCCAUAUUUCCACAGCUGUGUCAAUGCUGGGCAGGCACACCAGUGCUUUUUCCCCUUUGUGCUUCUAGGCUUUGGCAGUGCCUUGGGCACUCAAGCAUGCAUUUUAAUGCUUCUUAUCCGGUUGUGUGGCAGUAAAGGGUGUAAAAGAGUGGGAGUAUCAUAGUUGACACAUUAACAUCUUUUAAUGAGAUUAUGAUAUUAAGAAAAUGGAGGCUUUGCAUGAAAGGGUGUUCAGAGUAGCAUUGAUAGAUAGAGGACCAGUGGCAGACACAAAAAUGGAGUUUGAGUUUUUGGGCAUGGGGCUUUUGGCUUGACAUGGUUGGACCUAGCUGUGGAAAUGCAGUUGUGGCUGGUGCAUGCUCAAAUUAGAGAAAAUUCUCGUUUUCUUUAUUUUUAUAUGUUGCUAUGAUUCUUGAGUUACUUAUGGCGCUGUACUUAUUCCUGCAUAUAAUAAAUAUGUUAUUCAGCAUAUACACUCUGUGACCAUUUUAUUAGGUAUUUAUAAAAUUUAUUCUUUUUUGACGUAUUGGUCUUCUGCUGUGUAGCCCAUUCACUUCAAGGUUUGACGUGUUGUGUGUUCAGAAAUGCUUCUCUGCAUACUACUGUUGUAAUGUGGUUAUUUCAGUUACUGUAGCCUUCCUCUCAGCCUAAACAAGUCUGGCCAUUCUCCUCUGAUCUCUCUCACAACAGGGCUUUUUUGCCCAUGGAACUGGAUGUUUUUUGUUUUUCACACCAUUCUCUGUAAACUCUAGAGACUGUGCAUGGAAAUCCCAGGAGAUCAGCAAUUUCUGAGAUACAUUUUCUGAGACCACAUUCUGAUGAUGUGAACCUCUUGACCAUGUCUGUAUGCUUUUAUGCAUGAAGUUGCUGCCACAUGAUUGCCUGUUAUUUGCAUUCAGCUGGUGUUCAGGUAUACUUAAUAAAGUGGUCACUGGGUGUAUGAUGCAAAGCUGUUUGAUAACUGGGAAACUGGUAUUUACAUACUUGCCCCAUGAUAAUGGAAAUUCAUGUUUGAAAUGAAUGUUUCUGUGUCUUCAGUAGGCCAGGAUUAUUGAAGUUCAAACCGUAAUGGAACUAUUAAUUUACAUUUCAAGGAUGCAUUUUGAGAUUGAAUAAGAAACAGCUUAUUUUAUAUUGAUUCCUCUACUACUAUAUUUACAAUAUUUAACAGGAACUUGAAUUAUCAUUGGUAAUUUAUGUAUUUACUUAUUUAUUUCAAUGAAAUUGUAUGAUGUCUUUUGUGUAUUUGCAGUAAUGCUUAAAUUACUUUAUUGUCCCCUGCCCCAUACUGUCCUCCUAUAUGUGCUCUAUAGCAGUCUCAGAUCUUAGCAUUAAAAAUGUCAAAACAAGUGCAUGGUUGAUUAACUGGGUGAUAUAUCAAGAGUUUAGCUUUGUUGUCUUGGGUAAAUGUUUGUAAAACAUGAAGUUUUUAUGAGAACUAUCAACUUGAGAGAGACAAUCAUUAGCUUACUUGUAAUUUGUAAAAAAAGAAAAAAGAAAAAAGAAAAAAAAGUCUUGUAAAAUGUGAAGGUUCAGUGUGCCCUCUAAGUUCUUUAAAUGCAAUUGAAAGAGUUUACAAGAAUUCAAAGUAAUACCCAUCUAAAAUGAAAACAUGAAAUGAUCAUAUUACAAUGCUAUUACUGUAUGGUAGUGUUAUAUGUGUUUAUAAUUAUCAGUGAAAAGUAAUUGGAAUGUUUUGUUUUCUUCACAGUUGUUCCUCAUAAACAUAUAAUGAUACACAAACAAUACUCUGGUAUAUUAUAGUGUGCAGCUCUGUGCAGAGACUCUUGAAAAUUAGAAUGUCUGAAAUGUAAAAGUCACAAAGACUUAAGCUUCAGGUCAAAACACAUAAAACACACAUUUGUCAGUUCCACGACAGUGGAUUCCAAAUCCGGUGCUCAAGAUCGAGCAUAUUUUAUUUAUUGUUUAAUUUUGUAAUCUCAUUUUUCCUGAAAACCACAGGUGCCAAAAGUAUUGGAACCCAUAAGAAUUAUUGGAAAUAAAAUCAAACAAAGUGAAAUUGGGUAACAA